Molecule: messenger RNA, 3450 nt
Organism: Gadus macrocephalus (Pacific cod)
Lineage: Eukaryota; Metazoa; Chordata; Actinopteri; Gadiformes; Gadidae
Product: fibroblast growth factor 13-like
Exons: 5
Coding region: 623-1375 (250 amino acids)
Biological process (GO): regulation of cell migration; positive regulation of cell population proliferation; animal organ morphogenesis
Cellular component (GO): cytoplasm
Molecular function (GO): growth factor activity; fibroblast growth factor receptor binding
Source: RefSeq, a predicted model, not a curated record
GGGGGGGGGGGGGUGCUGGACUAGUACGGGCUGCAUUAGGUUUAUGAACGGCACGGAUGCAUCAUGCUUCCAUUUUUGUUCUGCUGUGCUGAAUCCCCCGGCGCUGCGAGGACCCGCUCACUGACAGUAGGUCGGAGUUACUGCAUUUCCCAGCCAGGUCCGCGAGACCCCCGAGAACACGGGGAGGGGGCCACGGUGCAGCCCACGCGCAGCAGCAGUGACAGCAGCAGCAGCUGCAGUGAUCAACACAGCGUCCCUGUUGCCCGUUCACACGGACCAAGCUGUUGAUCCCCCCCGACCGACCAGCAGAUCAGACCGGGCGGACCGUCGUACAUCUGGGACCACCGACCCUAUUGGAUAACAAAAACAACAACAACACUAAUCGAAUACUUUUGAACUCAAACGGAUGGGGAUGUGUCGCCGGACGGAAAACCACUGCGCGCAGACCGGAUUUGUUUACUGAUUUGACGAAAUCACCGGGACGCAACGAUGGAUGAUUCUGGUUGGGCUUUGAUUAUGGAGAUCCGCGAGACUGCAGCAGCCGGGUUGUGAUGCUCGCUGAGGGGAGGGUUUAGAUCCCCGGGACACAGCCUUUCUUCGCCCCGCCAGGGGGACCGUCACCAUGUCUCGGGCAGCGGCGAUCGCCAACUCCCUCAUCCGCCAGAAGCGGCAGGCACGGGACCGCGAGAAGGCGAACUCGUGCCGCGGCACGGCGGGCAGCCCGAGCAACAGCAAGGGACCCAACGAGAAGCCCAGCAAACUCAACGUCUUCUCGCGCGUCAAAUUAUUUGGCUCGAGGAAAAAGCGGAAGAGAAGGCGACCCCCAGAGCCCCAGUUAAAGGGCAUAGUGACCAGGCUGUCCAGCCGGCAGGGCUUCCAGCUCCAGAUGCAGCCAGAUGGAACCAUCGAUGGAACCAAGGAUGAGGACAGCACGUUCACUAUAUUUAAUUUGAUUCCAGUGGGACUGCGUGUUGUGGCCAUUCAGGGUGUCCAGACCAAAAUGUAUCUGGCCAUGAACAAUGAGGGAUUUCUCUACACCUCUGAACACUUCACCCCUGAGUGCAAGUUCAAGGAGUCGGUGUUUGAGAACUACUACGUGACGUACUCCUCCAUGAUGUACCGCCAGCAGGCCUCGGGCAGGGCCUGGUACCUGGGCCUCAACAAGGAGGGCGGAGUCAUGAAGGGGAACCACGUGAAGAAGAGCAAGGCCGCCGCCCACUUCAUCCCCAAACCCCUCAAAGUGGCCAUGUACAGGGAGCCAUCUCUCCACGACCUGACGGAGUUCUCGCGGUCAGGGAGCGGGACCCCCACCAAGAGCCGCAGCGCCUCAGCUCUGCUCAACGGAGGAGGGAAGACCCCCACUGACUCCUCCUAGCCCCCACACACACACUAACGCUCACGCACACACACACACACACACACACACACACACACAGACACACGCACACACACAGAUACAUAUAAACACACACACAGAUACAAAGACACAUAAACACACACACAAACAUAGAUACACAUGUACACAAACACACACACACACAGAUACACAUACACACUAUUACAAACACAAACACAAGGACACACAUUGAUAUACACACACACACCCACACACAAACACAAACUCAAACAUACAUAAAAGUGGAAACUCCAGGCUACCCAAAUGAAAGAGCUCCCAGUAAUAGAGUCUGGUGCAUUAGUGUAAUGAGCACAACAGACCAACAUACCAAUCAGUGGAACUACCUGGCUCAGUGCAAGAUGGAGCUCAGGAACCUGGAACUUUCCAUUACGGCAUACACUCACAGGCACUCACUCACAUACACACACACACACACACACACACACACACACACACACACACACACACACACACACACACACACACACACACACACACACACACACACAUAUAAACUCACAGGCACACACACUCACACAAACAGAAACACACACACAAACAGAAACACACACACACACACAAACACACACACACACACACACACACACACACACACACAAAUAGAAACCCACACUCACAGGCACACACACUCACACACACAGAAACACACACACACACACACACACACAAAAACACACACACACACAGAAACACAUUCAGACACAGAAACACACACACACACACACACACCGAACACACACACACACACACGCACACACACACACACACACACACACACACACACACACAGAUCUCAGGCAGACAUGCCUGCACAGCAGGCUACUGAGGGGUGGAGGUAGAUGAGCAGAGCAGGAAGAGCACAGAAGACGAGAGAGAGGAGGAAGAGGAGGGUUGGAGUGAAGGAGUGAAGAGAGGAAGAAGAGUGCUAUUUAUUCCCCCUGUACGGACCCCACUGUGACCUACUGUGAUGUAAAUACAACUAUCACACCCAGGACAAUCACGUCGGAGCAGCUGUAGUCUGCAAAGGGACCCUGCUCUGGGUUUGACUACUCUUCCCUGGAGUCCUGUUCCAGAUACUGUAUUAUAUCUUAACAUCUGAGAGGGAAAAGGUGUGAGAGUAGCGCACAAGAGAGCAGAAAGACAAACGGACAGACACAGACGGAGCUGUGGAUUACGCAGACUGUUAAGUACAGAACCAAAGAGUUUAAAGUUUCCGCUGAAGUAUCCUUUGAAAAAAGAAAGGCACAAAAUUGAAGGGAAGAAGAGCAGAGACAGAGAGCUGGGAAGAAUGAGAAUUACACUUUUUAUCUAUUCUACCGAAUGCUAUGUUUACACAGAGCUCCUGGGUCGAGGUAGGAUUUUUCAGAACAACUUCAGUAUUCCUUGUACUCUUAUCAUUGAAUCCGUGGAUUUAUUUGCAUGCGUGUGUCUAAGUCUGUACGCCUGGCGGGUCAGAAGCCGCUGUAUAUAGGGGAUGCUUGUGUGUGUGUGUGUGUGUGUGUGUGUGUCUGUUUGUGUGUGCGUGAGAGUGAGCGAGAGAGAGAGCGAGAGAGUGUUUAAUUGUGAGCACAGCCGUGUCCAUCUAGGAAGAGGUUGGCAAGAGGUCCUCCUCUCAAAUCCCCGAGGACUCUGGUGAUCUGUAUAUGCUUCUCUGUGUUUCCUUCUUCCCGCCAACGCAUUCCUUUCCGUUCGUUGUGUCAUCGUUGUUUGUUUGUUUGUUUGUUUGUUGUUGCAUGGAAGCUGUGGACGUCUGCUCAGUAGCAGCAUGCUGCAGGUCCGCUUCUCCUGCUCUGUGUCCCCGACGACAAAAGAGAAUCACUAGUGACCAAUAGCGUCCCACCAGAACACUAGUGAGCCAAUGGGAGGGUCUAUGGACACAACAGGACAAUUAGUAUUGCACCAGGAUAUAGUCAGUGGACCAAUGGCGUUGGACCAGAGCUCUGAUGAAGAACCAACGGGUGCACAGAUUAUCGUAUUUUGGUUCCUGCCGAGGAAAAACUAGAAAUGCACUAAAUAAACUCUUUCUAAGGAAA